GCAGACAUACACUUUCAGGAAAUGGCCUCUAAAUCUUGGCUGAAUUUUUUAACCUUCCUCUGUGGAUCAGCAAUAGGAUUUUUUUUAUGUUCUCAGUUAUUUAGUAUUUUGUUGGGUGAACGGGAUGACACUCAACCUAAUAUUCUUCAUAAUGAUCCUCAUGCUAGACAUUCAGAUGAUACUGGACAGAAUCAUCUAGAAGGUCAAAUGAACUUCAAUGCAAAUUCUAGCCAACAUAAAGAUGAAAACACAGACAUCGUUGAAAACCUCUAUCAGAAAGUUAAAAUUCUUUGUUGGGUUAUGACAGGCCCUCAAAAUCUAGAGAAAAAGGCCAAACACGUCAAAGCCACAUGGGCCCAGCGAUGUAAUAAAGUGUUAUUUAUGAGUUCAGAAGAAAAUAAAGACUUCCCUACUGUGGGAUUAAAAACCAAAGAAGGCAGAGAUCAGCUGUAUUGGAAAACAAUUAAAGCUUUUCAGUAUGUUCAUGACCAUUAUUUAGAAGAUGCUGAUUGGUUUAUGAAAGCUGAUGAUGAUACAUAUGUGAUACUAGACAACUUAAGAUGGCUUCUUUCAAAACGUGACCCUGAACAACCCAUUUAUUUUGGAAGAAGAUUUAAGCCCUAUGUGAAGCAAGGUUACAUGAGUGGAGGAGCUGGGUAUGUACUAAGCAAAGAAUCCUUGAAGAGAUUUGUUGAUGCAUUUAAAACAGAGAAAUGUACACACAGUUCCUCAAUCGAAGACUUAGCACUGGGAAAAUGCAUGGAAAUUAUAAAUGUAGAAGCUGGAGAUUCCAGAGAUACCACUGGAAAAGAAACUUUUCAUCCCUUUGUACCAGAGCACCACUUAAUCAAAGGUUUUCUAUCCAGAACUUUUUGGUACUGGAAUUACAACUAUUAUCCUGCUAUAGAGGGUCCUGGUUGCUGUUCCGAUCUUGCAGUUUCUUUUCACUAUGUUGAUUCCACAACUAUGUAUGAAUUAGAAUACCUCGUUUAUCAUCUUCGUCCAUAUGGUUAUUUAUAUAGAUAUCAACCUGCCUUACCUGAGAAUAUUCUAAAGGAAAUAAGUCAAUUAAACAAGAAUUAAGAUCCGAAAGUAAAAUUAGGAAACCGUUAAAAAAAAUAAACAAUGAAUCCAGGUAAAAUGGUCUAGCAUUGCACUGAAGAAGGACUUUGCUGCAUUUCUGACAUAAAACCCUGAAAUCCCAGUGAGGAAAUCAUUCUUCUAACUGAAAAUUCCAUUUAGAAAUCUUUCAAAUGAAUGACUGCAAACUGAAGCUUUAAGUGAGCUGUGAAGUCUGUUAAAAUGUGUUUUGAUACAGUAAUAUAUAAAUAUAUAUGUGAAAAAAACUUGUGUUUCUAAAAUGGUAACAGAUAGAAAGACCAGAAAAGAGAUUUUUUUUGCCUAUUCCCAACCAUGUGUAUUAUUGUCACUGAGAAACUAAAACAUUUAAAUUUGCUAUACCUGCACUGCAUCAUGGCAGUAAUACCCAAUGCUAAACAGAUCUGCCUUAAAGAAAUUUUUAGAAGGAAAUAUUGUUACUCAAUAUUAUUUGUAAGUUCAUUUGCAAUGUGAUAUAAAUGAAUGGGCCACACACACACUUAUCUAAUUAAAUUUUUUCUGUGGUUAUUUGUAAUUGGCAGUAUUUCUUCAAGAAGAAGGUAGAUAGAGUAAGAAUAGCACUUUUCUACAGUGCAUUAAUAAUAACACAUUUUGAAGUUCUCAUGGGACCUGAUAUAUACUUGGUUCUCAUUAAUCCUUUUACCAAGUUCCUGUUGUCUCUUUUUUCACUGUUAACCACUCUUAAAUAUCAUUCUCCACUACUAGUAUUUAUUU
Perognathus longimembris pacificus (Pacific pocket mouse) is the source of this 1833-nucleotide messenger RNA. Its product is annotated as glycoprotein-N-acetylgalactosamine 3-beta-galactosyltransferase 1-like. The record is from RefSeq and is a predicted model, not a curated record. Gene Ontology annotation, cellular component: membrane. The transcript has a single exon. NCBI's taxonomy places the organism in Eukaryota, Metazoa, Chordata, Mammalia, Rodentia, Heteromyidae. Bases 22 to 1083 code for a protein of 353 amino acids. Gene Ontology annotation, molecular function: N-acetylgalactosaminide beta-1,3-galactosyltransferase activity.